Branchiostoma belcheri (Belcher's lancelet) is the source of this 1855-nucleotide messenger RNA. Its product is annotated as zinc finger and BTB domain-containing protein 47-like. NCBI's taxonomy places the organism in Eukaryota, Metazoa, Chordata, Leptocardii, Amphioxiformes, Branchiostomatidae. Gene Ontology annotation, biological process: regulation of transcription by RNA polymerase II. Gene Ontology annotation, molecular function: protein binding; DNA-binding transcription factor activity, RNA polymerase II-specific; RNA polymerase II cis-regulatory region sequence-specific DNA binding. The record is from RefSeq and is a predicted model, not a curated record. The transcript has 7 exons.
AUGGAGCGUGCGGGUAGAGUGAGGGUAGAAGAUGGCGACCUUGCCCCCCUCCCCACACUCCUACAAGUCCCUGGUGUACCAGCGCACUCUGCUGGACAGACUCAACUUCCUUCGAAACCUCGGCCUCUUCUGUGACGUCACACUCGAGCAGAGGUGGAAGGUAAGCUGUUCCGGUGCCACCAGGUGAUCCUGGCCGCCAGCAGCACCUUCUUCCAGACGCUCUUCACGCAGCAGCAGGCGGCCAUCAAGCAGGCGCAGCCCAUCGACCUGCCCGUCGUCAAGGCAACCGCCUUCCUGCAGCUGCUGGACUUCGUGUACACCUCGGAGCUCAGCCUGACCGUACAGACGGCCAUCGACCUGCUGUCUGCAGCCAGCCUGCUGCAGAUGGGCCCGCUGGUGGAGGCCGUGUCGCACUACCUCAAGACUCACGUCGGAGAUGAACCAGAGAAGCCCCUUCCUCCUCUCUCCUCAGCAUCAGGACCAGCAGGACAUCUCCUGCCCUCCCCCCCUCCGCCUGCCCUGGACCGCCAGCGCCACACCCCGACCAGCCGUGAGCCCAGCGCCUUCGUCCUGCAUGACAGCGGGCAGUACGUUCAGCAGGAACGGGAGAGAGGCGUGCAAACCUCCGCCUCCACACCAAGUCCAACUCUGCCUCACCCAGCAGGCCUUCCCUCACAUUCACAAGCAAACCUCCGUUUGUCACCGAACGCAGACAAAGGCCGUGCCCCGCUGGACUACGGCCCACCGCUGGUGAUGCCGCCGCUGCCAACGCACCAGCCUGGGUUCAGGUACAAGCGAAACCUGAAGGCCCACAGUAGUGUGUGUAAGGGAAUCAUAAGCGUACAGAACACGGCACAUCCCGCACGCUCCAUGAGCGGCAGCGAGCCCGACCUUGACGCUCCACCCGACUGCACGACCUUCGCCGGCAUCCGCGACCUCCUGACCUCCGACGACCCCGAGGACCAGGUCGAAGGUCAGGGGUCGUCAGGGGACACGAAGGAGCAGGACAUCGUGUUUUCUUCUCCGAACCAUUCACCUGAAGACAGCAGCAAACCUUGUACAUACAUACGCGGCCAAGAUGGCCGGAUUAUCGCGGUGAAACAGGAGAGCCCCACAAGUCCACCUAAUGGGCAGGCAGAGCUGUCAGAACACGGAAGCAGGGAGGAGAAUGUUUGGGUCCCACCAGGUGGAGGAGAAAACUCCGCGGAGGACAGGCUGGGAGGUAAUGAGGGCUCCGCGGAGCAAAUUGCGAGGACCCCGACGCCUGGAAGUGGAGAGAGCCAGGUGGUGGGAGGGGCCAGGAAGAGGAAAGCGGCUGUGCAGCACCGAUGGGACGCCAAACACCCGGGCGUGGCCAGGCUGCCUGAGCAGCUGCAGAGUUACGUCAUGGAGAUGAUGGGAGAAGGGGGGAGGGGGGCGCCACAGAGUUCCGACAACCAGGCCGCGCCGCUCGAACAGAGCGUCUUGUCUCAGAACGAGAACCAGAUCAUCAAGGACUUUUGGGCGGAGGUCAACCGGGGCCUGUUUCCCGACGACCACUUCUCGGGGUUGGGUCAUCCCGGGGCAAAGGUAGCGCCUGAUGACCAAUGGCAGGGCGGCAGGACUCAAGGUCACCGGCAUAACCUUGAAAUUCAGACAAGUCCGAGUAUCGAUCCGCUCAGAGACGGUGGGUCACCUUUACUCGAGUCAGACUCUUCAGUUGUUCAGAACUGGGCAGGAGACAAGUCUACCAGUAGGAAGAAACAAAACGGGGCCAGGGUUGGAAGGUCCAAGGGCAGAGGUGAACAGGAGACCUUUGACCCCAAGAGGGUCAAAGUUGAGACACAGGAUAAUGCUUGAGUUAAGCACAUUCCAA